CCGGGGCGGACCGGCUGUUAGGACUGCGCGGGGUCUGCAGACGCCACCGCCUCUUCCUUCUCUGACCCUCCCCGCCGCCGCCGCCGCCGCCGCCGCCGGCCUCCCUCCUCCGGCUCGCCGCCCCGCCACCCGGCUUCGGCUCGGGCCGCGCUGCCCCCUGUGGCCGCCAACUGGGGAUCUCAAGCGAGGGGCGGUUAGCCUUGCCGGAAGGAACCAUGGAUUGGCAUUUCCCCUUCUUCCUCGUGGCCACAGUGACUUUGCCCUCUCUGUGCUUGCAGUUCAAUCCUCAGCCUCUGGAGGAACUAGGCUCUGACAUAGGAAUCCAAGUUUUCAAUCAGAUUGUCAAAUCGCGGCCUCGUGACAACGUCGUCAUUUCCCCCCAUGGGAUCGCGUCUGUCCUGGGGAUGCUGCAGCUGGGAGCCAGUGGCAGAACGAAGUUGCAGCUUGCCACAAUGAUGAAAUAUAAUGUGAAUGGACUUGGUAAAAUUUUAAAGAAAAUCAACAAGGCCAUCAUCUCCAAGAAGAAUAAAGAUAUUGUGACAGUGGCUAAUGCAAUGUUUUUGAACAACAGCUCUAAAAUUGAAGUGCCUUUUGUCGCGAGGAACAAAGAUGUGUUUCAGUGCAAAGUCUGGAAUCUGAACUUUGAGUACCCAGCCGCCGCCUGUGACUCCAUCAAUGCGUGGGUUAAAAACGAAACCAGGGGUAUGAUCGACAGCCUGCUCUCCCCAGAUCUUAUCGACGGGAUGCUCACCAGAAUGGUCCUGGUCAAUGCCCUGUACUUUAAGGGUUUGUGGAAAUCACGGUUUCGACCUGAGAACACCAAGAAACGUACGUUCGUGGCAGCCGACGGAAAGUCCUAUCAAGUGCCGAUGCUAGCCCAGCUCUCCCUGUUCCAGAGCGGGUCGACCAGCACCCCCGGCGGCUUCUGGUACAACUUCAUUGAACUCCCCUACCAUGGAGACAGCAUCAGCAUGCUGAUCGCACUGCCAAGCGAGAGCUCCACCCCACUCUCUGCCAUCAUCCCUCACAUCAGCACCAAGACCAUCGACAGCUGGAAGAGCAUGAUGGUGCCCAAAAGGGUGCAGGUCAUCCUGCCCAAGUUCACAGCUGUAACACAAACAGAUCUGAAGGAGCCGCUGAAAGCUCUUGGUGUCACCGAUAUGUUUGACCCAUCGAAGGCAAAUUUUGCAAAAAUCACAAGGUCAGAAAACCUUCAUGUUUCUCACAUCUUGCAAAAAGCAAAAAUUGAAGUCAGUGAAGAUGGAACCAAAGCUUCAGCAGUAACAGCUGCUAUUCUCAUAGCAAGGUCGUCGCCUCCCUGGUUUAUAGUGGACAGACCGUUUCUGUUUUUCAUCCGACAUAAUCCUACAGGUGCCUUCUUAUUCAUGGGGCAGAUAAACAAACCCUGAAGAGUACAGAGAAGAAGCCAUGCAAAGCCAAGCCACCUUGGCUCUGAAGGGAAGACUCCUUGCCUACAUAUUUCAUAGUUCUGUUAAAUAUUUUUGCACAUUACUUUCUUUUUCAAUAUUAGUUCUUAGGAACAGAGACUCAAUGAUGCAAACAUUUCUAUUCUGAUAUGUGUUAAAGGGGAAAAAAGAGGGGGCAGGAUGUCUGGAAUAUUGUAAUGAGUAAUGAACAGAAAGGCUUCCAAAUGUCUAAAAGAUUCUUUAAACUACUGAGUAUUUACUGUCCAGUUCAGGAUUUUUGUUUUGUAUUGUUUAUUUGUGUGGCUUUUCAGAAGAAAUUUAAGCAGUGUGACGGGGAGAAAAAGACAUUUUAUCGUAGCUUUUACUUUUUAUGAAAAAAAAAUUAUUGGCCUUUUUAAAUUUUUUUUUUUUUUUUGGUCCCAUCCAAAGUCUUGAUAGUAAGCAUUAUUUUGGGGGUACAAAUAGCGAAAUCUCUAGCCUUUUUGUGUGUUUUUGUCGUCGUCGUUGUUGCUUUAUAUAAUGCAUGUAUUCACUAAAAUAAAGUUUAAAAAACUAAUGUCUUGCUAGACAAGGUUUGCUGUUGUGCAGUGUGCCUGUCACUACUGGUCUGUACUCUUUGGAAUUGCAUUUUUGUAUUUUGUAUAAAGUAAAAAUAAAGUGUUCUGAGUAGUAAGAAAAAAAGAAAAACAGCUAUUUCUCUGCUAUUUGAAAAUACAACAAAAGCAACGGAGCCUAUUAAAAAGACUUUUUGGCCUCUUCUAAUAAAACUUUGCAUUCCGGCAAGCUGCAGGAAACCCAAAACCCCGGGCUUUUCUUACCCUUUUUGUCUAAUCCUGGCACUCAGAUCCUGUUCCGUGCUUCAACAUUUCUCAGUUCAUAGAUCGCUUCAGAG
Molecule: messenger RNA, 2319 nt
Organism: Rhinolophus ferrumequinum (greater horseshoe bat)
Lineage: Eukaryota; Metazoa; Chordata; Mammalia; Chiroptera; Rhinolophidae
Gene: SERPINE2
Product: serpin family E member 2
Exons: 9
Coding region: 216-1409 (397 amino acids)
Biological process (GO): negative regulation of endopeptidase activity; negative regulation of plasminogen activation
Molecular function (GO): serine-type endopeptidase inhibitor activity
Source: RefSeq, a predicted model, not a curated record